Messenger RNA from Protobothrops mucrosquamatus (brown spotted pit viper), 2708 nucleotides. RefSeq names its product lin-52 DREAM MuvB core complex component (gene LIN52). Lineage: Eukaryota; Metazoa; Chordata; Lepidosauria; Squamata; Viperidae. Gene Ontology annotation, biological process: regulation of DNA-templated transcription. The record is from RefSeq and is a predicted model, not a curated record. The transcript is spliced from 6 exons. Bases 73 to 411 code for a protein of 112 amino acids. Gene Ontology annotation, cellular component: DRM complex.
AAAAGAGCUGUCAGAGCGGACUCCCGCGUGAAACGGGUGGGUGGAGAUUCGGUUGUCAUGUGAUGGCCUAAGAUGGCGGUCUCUGCUGAAGGUUCAGACUUGGAAGCCUCAUUGCUGAGCUUUGAAAAGUUGGACAGGGCAUCUCCAGAUCUGUGGCCAGAGCAAUUACCAGGUGUUGCUGAAUUUGCAGCUUCUUUUAAAAGUCCCAUCACCAGUUCUCCACCUAAAUGGAUGGCUGAAUUAGAAAAUGAUGAUAUUGACAUGUUGAGAGAGCUGGGAAGUCUCACUACAGCUAAUCUGAUGGAGAAGGUUAGAGGUUUACAGAAUUUGGCAUAUCAGUUGGGACUGGAUGAAUCAAGAGAGAUGACUAGAGGGAAAUUCCUGAACAUCCUGGAGAAACCCAAAAAGUAACUGAAUGUGGUCUACUCUUAAAGCAGCAGCACCUUGUUAUUUCAGAACUUCUAGAAUUGUCCACAUAAGCUGAAAUGAAAGGACCAAACUUACCGAAAUGUUCAUUGUUUCACCUUUCUUUUGAGGAUAACUGUUCUGGAUUACUUCAGCAUUGACCACUAACAGUUCUCUUAACCUCCUGGCUGCACCUGAUCCUGCCCUAUUUACCUUAAUGAUUUCCUCCAUUCCAGUCAAAAGAAAAGGGCUCAUUUACUUGUGGUUGCUUUACACAACUAUAAUAAUAUGCAUCUUGUGAUAAUAUCCUUGUCCCAGAGCAGUACACAGCACGGCACUUCUGUAUGUAUGUCCAUCUCAUAUCAUUGCAAGAUGAGCACUUUAUAAUACCCACUACUGGACAAAUGCGUAACUUGAAAUGAAAACUGACUAGUGUUCUUUAAUAUAGAUAAUCCUAACUUUAUAAUUAUAGAAUUCAGCAAUUUAUAUGGAUUUUUAUUAGGUACAAAGGUUGCAGAAAAAAUAAGGAUUGUAUCAUUUUUGCAUGUUCGUAUAAUUUUAGCUUUAGGAUGGGAUGGGAGGUUACAUUCCAUCAGAUUUUUGUUGGGUUGAUUUUAAGCUACCUAAAUGUGAUUGGGGUGGAAGUGGGAAGAAAAAGCACUCUCAUACAAAGAAAACAUGUAUCCUGUGCUCAGCUUACUCAUUUACUCUUUCGUUCAGCUUCAGAUCUCUUAUCUCUUAAAGAAUGUCUAAAGGCAAAAUAAAUUCUGUCGUAUCAGAAUUUUCCCAAAAGCAAAUAAUGUCUUUUUAGGCUACCCAUUUUAUAUUAUAUUCAUAGCUCUAGAAAAGAUAUCCCAAAAUUGGAUUUCUUUCAGGUAUACAUAAAAGAUGUUUUAUACAGUAUAUAGAAGUAACAAAUUAUAUAUUGAAAAGCCAUGGUUUCACUUGGAGUCUCCUUCUUUUCCAGAAAUACAUUUAAAAUAGCUGGUUGACCAGAUACCAGGUCAAGGUCUUUUCCUUGCAUUGGUUUAUCUACAAUAAAGCACUGAAUAGAGUUUCCCUGAACCAGGUACUUAGAUUUGUGAGGUAUGGUAACUUGGGAAUAUUGGAGUUGGAAGUGUGAAAUUAAGGAAAGUUGUGCUAGUUAUAUUUGGGGAAUAACCAAGCUAAAGUUAAGCACUUUUAUAUCCCAUUAAAGUGAUGUUACAGUAACUCUGCUAUUGUGGAAUAAGCAGAAUUAAGAAAGGCCUAAUUUUGGAUGUUGACUUGUAAAUGUUUUAGUAAAACCCCUCUGUGUGAAAAACAAGAAUUUAAUAUUGGAUUGUAUGUCAAAAGUUUGAUUUUAAAAAAAAGUUGACAUCCAAACAAAUCUUUGAAGUUUUCAACAUGCAACUGUAUACUAUUCAAUUUACUGAAGCUGUAAUACAAUGUAAGAAUGCAAAAUAAGCAAGAAAACAGUAUGCAUUUAAAUAUAUUCUGUAAAUGAUGAGCAUUUUCUGUAUUUUGGUAGUAUGUAAAUUACACGAGUAAGAUAUUUCGGGUGUACAGCAAAUCAGCCAUAUUUCCAUUUUAAAUUAUUAUAUGUACUGCAUUUUUUCUAGAACAGAGGUGAUAGAAGCUUCUCUCAUUCUAAUCACAUCAAAUGGCAAUUCACAAAGUUUGCCUUGUCAGGAUAUUAUAUUUGCAAGCCUAAGAUUCAGAGAUGCAAAAAUAUUACAUCUGUGUCAAUGAUGGCAAAACUAUAAAUGAUGGUGAACAGCUAGUAAACGAAUAUUAGGAGCAGGAAAAAUUGUGCUUACUGUUCAGAAAAAAAGUUUCUUUUUAAACAAUAACCUAAUAUUUCUAUUUCUGCCUAGGAAUACUGAAAUUGUUACCUUUUUUUGUUUGUGGGUUUUAAUUUAUAAUAAGCCAAAGUUGACUAUUUUGAAAUAUGCUAAUGAUUGGAGGAUGGGGGAGAGAUAGAUUUUAAAUCUCACUUUAUAAACAAAGUGGUUGACUUUUGCUGUAUUAUAGUCUGUCCAAAAUACAGUUGGACCCUUGGUUAUGGGCAACUUGUAGAGAAGAUCUCAACUGCCAGGAUCUGAUUAGUUAACCCCUUUUUACAUUUGAAAACAUUUCUUUUUAUUCUACAGAUUUGUAAUUCAGAACAUAUACCAAAUUAUUGGUAUGUGCUUUAGAGUAGAGAUAUUUAUAUUUUUAAUACAUAGACAUGAUAAAUAUUUAGUAAAAAUGUCUUACAUCAGUAAUUUGUAUGUUACAAUUUUGUGCUUUUGAUAGUAAAUAAAAGUUACAUUUUUAAAACA